CCCGACGCUUCAGGUGAAUGAGAGGGAAGCAGAGAUACGGUUCACUGUGCGUCGCAUUAAAAAGGAACAAUUAGAGGAAAAUGAGUUGUGUUACGUCGCUUGGGGCGCAUGCUUUUAUGACAACAUAUCUACUCUUCGUGAUGGGAUGCGUUGCACAGAAAGUAUACUUUGACUGUGGUGCCAGGGUGGAUGUCGUGGACGUCCAAGGCCUCAUCCUGUCCCCCGGCUUCCCCUACAACUACUCCUCUGGGACUCACUGCGUCUGGCAGUUCUUCGUGCCGGUUGAUUACCAGCUCAUCCUGGAGAUUUUUGACUUUGACGUGUUCGAAAGCCACGACCCCGUCGCUCAGUACUCUGCUAUCUCUAGUUUCGAAGAGGAAGAGGCGGACGACGAGGGGACCUUCCCUCCCGGUGGCAGCUUAGCGGCAGAUGAACCUUCAUUAAUGGCUAAAGUUCCCAUGAUGCAGAGUUUCGGGGGCGUUGUAAAGACUCAGCAGUCGUCCCAAGAUGGCGAUGUCAAGCAGGUGGUGGUCCAGGAACAGUCCACAAAGAUGGAGAUUGCCAAAGUUUCAAACUCUGCUAAAAGAUCUGCAGAAGCCUCCUCUGUGCCAACUCCACCAAGAGACAAGGCGGUCAACUCUGCCUCCUCCUCUAACCUCAGGGGAGACCUCCACCCCAGUUCAGCCCCAAGCACAGCUGUGGAGGACACCACCCUCUCGCCACACUCCACUGAAACCCCGCCCACGAGUCCGGAAACCCAGCACUCGAUUCUGGACGCCUGCCCCCACGACGUCCUCUACAUCUCCGACCUCAUCACCUUCUCCUCCAGGUUCUGCGGGUCCAACCGGCCCCCCAGCAGCCAGCUGGUGUUCGGCUCCAGCGAGGAGAUGGUGGAGGUCAUCAUGGAGCUCAUCACCACCACGCACUGGGGCCGGGGCUUCGCUCUCCUCUUCCACUACCACAAUCUGACAGAGCCGGGGGGGGACCGCCGAGCCUCCGCCCCCACAGCCGGCAAGGUAGACUCUCUGCUGGCUGCUGUGAGUGGAGCGGCCUUCUUCGCAAUGAUACUUACAAGUGCCCUCUGCGUCGCUUUCAGACCCAAACUGUGUCCGAAGAGAGCCAGCCCCUGUGCAUCAUCCAGCGACUCUGAGGUGCCGGAGGGGGUCCCGAACACGGCGACGGAGGUGAGCGAGUUGCAGCUGAUGGCCGAGAACCAGACCAACCUGGAAGCGAGCGCAGAGCAGGACAACAACAACGACAGCCCGCCACACACAGUCAGUGCUGGCGGGGACGUUUCCCAGUGUGCGGAGGUGGACCUCUCCUGCAGCGGUCUGACUGAAUUGGACCUCGGGGCGGACGAAGUUUUCAUUGUAUCUUCAGCUCCAAGCCCGAGCAGACUUCCCUUCUCACCUCACACGCAGCGGGAGAGGUUUCUGCGGCACAGUGACACCGGCCCGGGCCCUGCAGGGGACUGGCCCUCCCCGGACUCCACCACCUCACCCACCGGCUCCAGGUCCAGCAAGGAGGGCGGCGCCAGGCCGAGAGCGUGGAGCGUCCGCACCUUCCAGGACUUCCUGCCUCCUCUGCCGCAGCUGCACAAGAAGUGGUGCAGCUGGAACUCCAACAGCCCCUUCACCAAGCUGGUGGACAGCACUCCACCCGGUUUGGCAGCGGACUGCAGGGGGGACCACGACAGGAGGAUCUUCUCUGAUGUUCACCUGGACUCUAAGGCGGACAACAGCACCGUCUCCGACUCCUCCAUCAGCAACGCCUCCUACCCGAUGGCGCAGCCCGCCCAGAGGCAGCGGCGCCUCAACUCCACCAGCAACCUGCGGCGCUCCCGCUUCACGGGGCCAUGCUUCGGCCUGCUCUCCGGGACGCCAGAACCAGCAAAGCCCUCCAGUUUAACUCCCCCUCCUCCACAGGGAUCCUCGUCUGAACCCAGCUCUGUCUCCUCCACCCAGAGCCAGACGGAGAGCGGGAAGAGGCACGAGUUCCCAGGCGAGGCCGACCACAUCAGCGUUCAGGUGUUCGCCAUCUCCGAGGAGGAGGACCGGCAGCCUCUGGUCUCAGCCGAGCACCUGAACCAGACCUCUGCCUCCGUCGUGCUGAAUGGGGUGGUGAAGGGGACUUACGAGGGGAAGGGGCCCGCCAGCUUCAGCCCUCAGAGGGCCAGACCAGAGUGGAGGCCGUGGGGGAGCCAGGCGUCAGGAGGGGUCGGUCCAUUUCCGUCCAACUCGGUCAUUGACAGCCCGCUGUCCUUCUCUCCGUCCACAGUGCCGUGCAGUGUGAACCACCAGAUGUGAUGAAUUAAAGAGCAGGGACUCUGCACAUAUGAACUCUGUUAGUCCAACAUAUAACCUACUUCUUUAUACUUCUGAAAAAUUACAAAAUGAUUACCACAUAUACUGGCAAAUAUAGUCCUCUCACGCUUUCUAUUUUUAUAAGUUGUACAAAGAUGAAAUAUUAUGCUGCUUACCGUAGCCUACCAAGGCGAUGACUGCUGUGGUAUUACUGUAGGUACGGAGGCCAACAGGUGCAAACGAGCUACAACGACCCAAAAUAUUAACAUUGAGGCACUGCAGCUUCAGAAACAAUGCAAACAUUAAAACACCAAUGUGCCAAAACACGUGCAAAUGAAGAGACACCUUUUGCUAAAAGCACUGCAAAUACAAAACGCUGCAAGAAGCUCAAAGCACUACAGAAACGGGGACACUAAAAAGUGUUGCACACAGCUGGAGCGCUUGUUGACGUUCAGGGAUUAUAAAAUUGGCCGACUGUCAGUGUCGGCAUGGUAAAUGUUUCCUAAUUCUACGUGUUUUGUCAGUGUAGUUUAAGUUAGCUACGUUAGCAAGCGAGCUAACAGCAGAUCUGACAAAACGUUCACUUUAAUGAAAUAUACUUUAUAAUCCCUGAGCAUCCACAAGCGCUCCGCUCCCAGCUGUGUGCGUCGCUUUUUAGUGUCCCCAUUGCCGUUGUGUUUGAGCUUCUUGCAGUGUUUUUUAUUUGUAGUCCUUUUAGUAAACACUGCGCAGCAUAUUUAGUCAAGUUGGGGAAGAUGCUCCUUCAUUUACAUGUGUUUUAGCACAUUAGUGUUUUAUAUUUGCAUCGUUUUUGAAACUACAGCUGGAUUAUGUCACUGCAAAUGUUUGAGUUCAUUGUAACGCGUUGGCACCCGUCGGCCCCCGUAAUUAUGUGUUUUAAAAAAAGAUGCAAUCAUGAACAAAAAAGUAAUUCCUGAGGGAGUUUAUGCCCUGAUUCAAUAACCGGUUUGAUAUUAUUCAGUGAGUUAUCAAACUCCAAACAUUGCACUUUGAAUUCAGUUGCUCAUUCAUUGUGAGCUUGUUUUUGAAUUUGGAUCUUUAAGUGGUUAUCAUUUUUAGCUUAACUGUUACCCUGAAGUGUUCUGCAUACAUUAAUAUUACAGCAGUGUGUGCAUACUGUGUGUACUCUUAAGGCUUAUACUGGAUUAUAAAAGGGAAAUCAGAAUAUAAUAAGAGCAUCUAGAGUACUAAUAUUCCCUAUGAUGUAGUAUACAGAGAGAACUAGAGCACAAUAGUAUUUAAAAUGAGUUAUUAAUAAAUGUAAAGUUUUAAUAAAGGCUAUGUCAUUCAUAUGUUGUC
This is a messenger RNA of Eleginops maclovinus (Patagonian blennie), 3623 nucleotides long. RefSeq lists its product as uncharacterized. The record is from RefSeq and is a predicted model, not a curated record. NCBI's taxonomy places the organism in Eukaryota, Metazoa, Chordata, Actinopteri, Perciformes, Eleginopidae. The coding region runs from base 81 to 2306 and encodes 741 amino acids. The transcript is spliced from 7 exons.